GCCCGCCUCUGUAAAGAUGGCGGCGGUGUCGGUGUUUCCCGGCGUGCGGCUCCUCAGUAUCGGGGACGCCAACGGGGAGAUUCAGAGACACGCGGAGCAGCGGGAGCUGCGGCUGGAGGCCCGGGGAGGCGAGCUAGCGCUGUAUAACGAAAAUAUGUGUGUCUUCAAGUGCACAGUUACUUCAGAGACGGAGUGCAGCCGCGUGGGGAAGCAAUCCUUCAUCGUCACCCUGGGCUGCAACAGCGUCCUGGUCCAGUUCGCCACCCCGGCAGAUUUCUGUUCAUUUUACAACAUCAUCAAGAGCUGCCGGGGUUCAUCUGACAAAAGUGUCUUCAGCGAGCGCACGGAGGAGUCUUCAGCGGUGCAGUACUUCCAGUUCUAUGGCUACCUGUCCCAGCAGCAGAACAUGAUGCAGGAUUACGUCAGGACUGGCACGUAUCAAAGGGCUAUCUUGCAAAACCACACAGACUUCAAGGACAAGGUUGUCUUGGAUGUUGGCUGCGGCUCAGGGAUCCUGUCCUUCUUUGCAGUUCAAGCCGGUGCCCGUAAGGUGUAUGCUGUGGAAGCGAGCAGCAUGGCGCAGCAUGCUGAGCUACUGGUGAAGAGUAACAACCUGACUGAUCGUAUAGUGGUCAUCCCUGGGAAGGUGGAGGAAGUGUCUCUCCCAGAGCAGGUGGAUAUUAUCAUCUCUGAGCCAAUGGGAUACAUGCUCUUCAAUGAGCGGAUGCUUGAGAGUUACCUACAUGCAAAGAAGUUUCUGAAACCCAAUGGUAACAUGUUCCCCACGAUUGGAGACGUCCACCUUGCGCCAUUUACAGAUGAGCAGCUUUACAUGGAACAGUUUACAAAAGCCAAUUUUUGGUAUCAGCCAUCUUUUCACGGUGUGGACCUCUCGGCUCUUCGUGGAGCAGCUGUAGAUGAGUAUUUUAAGCAGCCCGUUGUGGACACCUUCGAUAUUAGAAUCCUGAUGGCCAAAUCUGUGAAAUAUACAGUGAAUUUUCUGGAUGCCAAAGAGACGGAUUUGCACAGGAUAGAGAUCCCCUUCUCCUUCCACAUGCUCCACUCUGGCCUGGUGCACGGCUUGGCCUUCUGGUUUGAUGUGGCUUUCAUUGGAUCCAUAAUGACCGUCUGGCUGUCCACGGCCCCCACUGAACCCCUCACCCACUGGUACCAGGUCCGCUGCCUUCUGCAGUCCCCACUCUUCACCAAAGCUGGAGAUACGCUGUCGGGAACAGUUCUGCUCAUUGCUAAUAAGAGGCAGAGUUAUGAUAUCAGUAUUGUCGCUCAGGUGGAUCAGACUGGAUCCAAAUCAAGUAAUCUGCUGGAUCUGAAGAACCCCUUUUUUAGGUACACAGGCAGCACGCCGUCCCCUCCCCCCGGCUCACACUACAGCUCCCCCUCUGAGAACAUGUGGAAUACAGCGGGGGCAUACUCCAUGAACACAGGAAUGGGCAUGGGAGGGAUGCCCACGGCGUAUGACCUCAGCAGUGUUAUAGGUGGAAGCUCAGGCAUCGGUCACAGUAACCUCAUCCCUCUAGCUAACACAGGAAUCGUUAAUCACACCCACUCCAGAAUGGGAUCUAUCAUGAGCACAGGGAUUGUUCAAGGAUCGGCCACAGGACAAGCUGGAUCCACCUCCUCCUCCCAUUACCCAGUCAACAACCAGUUCACCAUGGGCGGCCCCGCCAUCUCUAUGGCUUCCCCCAUGUCCAUCAACACCAACACAAUGCAUUACGGGAGUUAAAAUUUGCCCACCCUUGCCCGUCCUCCCUCUUCUCUCUCUGCCUCUAAACCAACAGCAACAGGAUACCAAAUGAUGCAGAGCUGUCUCUGCGUCUCCUCUGCAGAAUCUCGACCCCCGCUGCUCUGGGUUCCUUCGAUGCUCCUCCGCCAUCUUGGUUUGUAACCCGCCCAGUGUUCUUCUAACUCCUGAUUUGUAUCAUAACUCGAAGCAAGACGCUUUCUGACAAUGGACUUGUACAUUUAUUAUAAUUUUUUUUUUUUUUUUAAGUAAAAUAAAUUUCACGCAGUGUCAUAUAAGAAGUUAGAGGAGUGAAGAAUCAGGACUACGCUGUAAUGGAGGAGAGGGGGGGGGGGGGAGAACCAUGUAUCGCUCCCUUCUGCUCGUGCUGGUGGCAUAAUGGACUCGUAUGCUCCCGCUCCACAUGGCUGUGAAUUAGUAUUGAUUCUGUAAAGGGACACUAUGGAGGCGAGAGACCAUACGGCAUCAUGAGAUUUGCUACGCCUCUUCCUGCCAGACAGUCGCUCACAUUUGCGUGUAGUCGGUAUUUCGUAGAUAGAAUUUUUUUAUUUUUUUUUCUCCCCCAAACAAAAAAAUUUGCAGUAACCUGAUCCUCAGGGCCGUGCAUAACCCCCACCCCAAAACGUCACCACCGGCGCCUAUGACACUACAUCUGUGCAUGUUCCCUUGUUUCGGGCAGCUAAGAGAAGAGAUGGAAGCCCCUCGUCUUGCUGCUCUUCGGAAUUGUCUCAUUUGCUUGGACGCCACUCGAAAUGUUAUCGCUCGGUCCACGGACAGCCUUAAAAGUGGCAGUCCAUUUAUGAUUGGUUAAGGACUGAAGACAUCAUGGUGGCCUGAAGCACUGUCGCUUCUUAUGCUUGAUCCUUGUUACCCUCCUAAUGAAUGGUUGGUUGUACUCCUCCCCCUCCCUUUUGUGGGGCAGAGGGUAGUACACCGUGCCAAUGACUGCGAUGCGGGAUAAACCCCCUCUUUUUAACCCCCUCGUUUUGCUUCGUUCUCCAUUUGAUAUCAGGGCCGGGAUGGAUCCGACAACCAACCUAGGGCUUUGAGUUAGUAUCGGCAUGCGUAUAUAGUCCGGAGAAUGUUCGGUUUAAUGGUGGGGGAGGGGAGUACGAAGCGCAUUUGUGGGAAGCCUUUCUCUUCAGUCUGAACUUUCUCUCUAGAUGGGAAGACAUUUUGUUGCGCCGCUGUUUGACCAUGUCGUCAGUAUUUACGCAGAUCAGGUGUCCUCAUGGUCCGUUUCCUUAGUGUCUGGGUUCAUCCGAGGCUGGAUAGACCGGAGACUGCUGGAAACUUCAAGUCCUGGAAGCCUGGGUCAGGUCGGGACGAAGUGGCGGCGGCCAUUGUUCCUCUGGGGGGGGGGCGAUCAGGUUGUUAAAUGUGAAUCUCUCUUGCUGGACUGACAGUCUCUGUGUUCUCCUCAGAUUCCGUUAAGCUGGAUCCUCCUCAGUCUCCCUUCUUCUCCUACCUCUGUUUUCUCCACUCGUGCGGCCGAGUGGAUAAAGCAUGUCCUGUAUGCAUCCGUCCCCGCAUCGUGUCUGUGCAUUAUUAUUUUUAUCCCCUCCUUGUGGAUGUGCUCGGCCUUUUCUGCAGCAAUUCCUUCUAGUAUUCGGGGGAGGCCGGCACAUCCUUAAUGUUCUGGUUGGGUUUCUUUGGGGUCUGUCCCCUGUUCUGUGUAACCUGUCAUCUGUGGGAUGGCAGACUGUCGUUUUAGGAUGGAUUUUCAGAGGUGAUGUCUGAAGACGCAUAGGAAACCAUUGCUAACACAGCUGCUGGUCUUAUUUCUGCCUGUAGUGCUCAAUAAUAAAGUUGGGAGGGAUUUUU
This is a messenger RNA of Bufo bufo (common toad), 3586 nucleotides long. RefSeq names its product coactivator associated arginine methyltransferase 1 (gene CARM1). Bases 17 to 1744 code for a protein of 575 amino acids. Gene Ontology annotation, molecular function: protein-arginine N-methyltransferase activity. The record is from RefSeq and is a predicted model, not a curated record. Lineage: Eukaryota; Metazoa; Chordata; Amphibia; Anura; Bufonidae. Gene Ontology annotation, biological process: peptidyl-arginine methylation. The transcript has 16 exons.